Messenger RNA from Trichoplusia ni (cabbage looper), 4113 nucleotides. RefSeq names its product fibroin heavy chain-like. The record is from RefSeq and is a predicted model, not a curated record. The annotation marks the transcript as partial. The transcript is spliced from 3 exons. NCBI's taxonomy places the organism in Eukaryota, Metazoa, Arthropoda, Insecta, Lepidoptera, Noctuidae.
CUUAAAAUUUUGUAUCGGCAUCAGUUCGGCUCCAACUCUCAGUAACAAUGAGGGUAGCAACCUUCGUGAUCUUGUGCUGCGCUUUGCAGUACGUCGUGGAGGCAUCGUUUGAUCUGGGAGACAUUGAAAAGCAAGGUCGGACGGAAAUUCUUAAUUCUACCGAUCAAAUUUCUUACGAUGCAGAUGGUAAUAAGAUCGAAACACAAAAAAUUGUUAAGCACAUCGAAUUAGAUAGCGAUCUACUUGGACUCUUAAAAGGACAAGGAAACGCUGGUGAAGAUCAUGUAAUGACACUAAAAAUUUAUGUGGAUGAAUUUGGAAGGGAACAAAUUAUAAGAGAGGAUACCAUAGUAACCAAACUACCAAAUUCUCCAUCACAAGCGUCAUCAUCAGCGGCAGCGGCCACCAGCACAGGUAUAUCUGUUGCAAGCAGACCAAGACCUGUAGCAGCAGGUGCCAAUGCAGCAGCUGCAGCGUCGGCAGCGACAUCGGCAGCUCAGAAUAAUGCGCAACGCCAAUAUAAUCGUGGACCGUUGGCUGGUUCCAGUGCAGCAGCAUCAUCAGCAGCAGCUGAACCUGCUGGUGGAUUCGAAACGCCUGUCAGAUCUGGCCGUUCACGUCAUGCUCACAAAAGCUCUUUCGUUCAAUCAACCAGAAAAACACCUGGAAAGAAAAUUUUGAUUCAAGAAGACGCCACUGAAGUGUCUACUUCAGUUUCUACUUCUUCAUCCAGUGAAGAUAUUUCAAACUAUCCUGAAAGGAUAAAUACGCCUUCUGGUGAUGAAACAAUAUCUGGUGCAGCAGCAGCUGCAGCCGCAGCCGCAGGCUCAGCAGGAGCAAGUAGUGCAAGAAACUACUACGGAUCUGGGUAUGGUCGUGGAUCUGACGCUGGUGCCGGUGCGUCAGCAGCAGCUGCUGUUGCAGCAUCAGCUGGAGCAGGUGGUGCAAACAACGCUUAUGAUAACGGAUACGCUUCUGGAGCAGCAGGAGCAGCAGCAGCUGCAGCCGCAGCCGCAUCUGCCGCAGGCGCUGGUAGUGCAGGAGGUGCCUACGGAUCAAAAUACGGACACAGAUCUGGUGCCGGUGCAGGAGCUUCAGCAGCCGCGGCUGCUUCCGCCGCAGCAGGCGCAGGUGGUGCAGGCGAUGCAUACGACUACGGAUACGACUCUGGAGCAGCAGGAGCAGCCGCUGCUGCAGCAGGUGCAAGUGGUGUAGGAAGUUCAUCUAGAAGAGGCGCAAGCUAUCAGCAAUAUGUGUCAGGAUACGACUCUGACUCAGUAGGAGCAGGAUCUGCAGCAGCAGCCGCAGCAUCUUCCGCCGCAGCAAGCGCUGGUGGUGCGGGCAAUGCAUACGACUACGGAUACGAUUCUGGAGCAGCCGGAGCAGCAGCAGCUGCAGCCGCAUCUGCCGCAGGCGCUGGUAGUGCAGGAGGAGCCCGCGGAUCAAGAUACGGACACAGAUCUGGUGCCGGUUCAGGAGCUUCAACAGCCGCAGCAUCUUCCGCCGCAGCAGGCGCUGGUGGUGCAGGCAAUGCAUACGAAUACGGAUACGAUUCUGGAGCAGCAGGAGCAGCAGCAGCUGCAGCUGCAUCUGCCACAGGCGCUGGUAGUGCUGGAGGUGCUUACGGAUCAAGAUACGGACACGGAUCUGGUGCCGGAUCAGGAGCUUCAGCAGCCACAGCUGCUUCCGCCGUAGCAGGCGCAGGCGGUGCAGGCGAUGCAGACGACUACGGAUACGAUUCUGGAGCAGCAGGAGCAGCAGCAGCUGCAGGUGACGGUACUGCGCUUGGGAUCCAAAGAUCUAGCAGACCUGGUCGUUCACGUCAUGCCCACAAAAAAUCUGUUGUGACAUCAACUCAUAGGACACCAGGUAAAAAAAUAUUGAUAGAAGAAAGUUCACUUGAAGUAUCUACGACGGUUAAUACUUCCGCAUCAAGUGAAGAAGAAGAAUCUUACGACUCGGGUGCAGCAGCAGCUGCCGCAGCCGCUGCUGCCGCUGCCGCGGAAGCCACUUCAGGUGCAGGAAGAACCUUCAGUUCAGGAGACAGACGUAGAGCCGGUGCCGGUUCAGGUGCUUCAGCUGCAGGAGCAGCAGCAGCUGCAGCAGGUGCAAGUGGUGUAGGAGGUUCACCUGGAAGAGGCGCAAGCUAUCAGCAAUAUGUGUCAGGAUACGACUCUGACUCAGCAGGAGCAGGAUCUGCAGCAGCAGCCGCAGCCUCAGCUGCAGCAAGCGGAACAGGAAACUAUUAUGGACCUGGUUAUGGACUUGGAUCUGGAUCUAGUUCAGGAGCAUCAGCAGCCGCAGCAUCUUCCGCCGCAGCAGGCGCAGGUGGUGUAGGCGAUGCAUACGACUAUGGAUACAAUUCUGGAGCAGCAGGAGCAGCUGCAGCUGCAGCCGCAUCUGCCGCAGGCGCUGGUAGUGCCGGAGGUGCCUACGGAUCAAGAUACGGACACGGAUCUGGUGCCGGAUCAGGAGCUUCAGCAGCCGCAGCUGCUUCCGCCGCAGCAAGCGCUGGUGGUGCGGGCAAUGCAUACGACUACGGAUUCGAUUCUGAAGCAGCAGGAGCAGCAGCAGCUGCAGCCGCAUCUGCCACAGGCGCUGGUAGCGCCGGAGGUGCUUACGGAUCAAGAUACGGACACGGAUCUGGUGCCGGAUCAGGAGCUUCAGCAGCCACAGCUGCUUCCGCCGCAGGAGGCGCAGGCGGUGCAGGCGAUGCAGACGACUACGGAUACGAUUCUGGAGCAGCAGGAGCAGCAGCAGCUGCAGGUGACGGUACUGCGCUUGGGAUCCAAAGAUCUAGCAGACCUGGUCGUUCACGUCAUGCCCACAAAAAAUCUGUUGUGACAUCAACUCAUAGGACACCAGGUAAAAAAAUAUUGAUAGAAGAAAGUUCACUUGAAGUAUCUACGACGGUUAAUACUUCCGCAUCAAGUGAAGAAGAAGAAUCUUACGACUCGGGUGCAGCAGCAGCUGCUGCAGCCGCUGCUGCCGCUGCCGCGGAAGCCACUUCGGGUGCAGGAAGAACCUUCAGUUCAGGAGACAGACGUAGAGCCGGUGCCGGUUCAGGUGCUUCAGCUGCAGGAGCAGCAGCAGCUGCAGCAGGUGCAAGUGGUGUAGGAGGUUCAUCUGGAAGAGGCGCAAGCUAUCAGCAAUAUGUGUCAGGAUACGACUCUGACUCAGCAGGAGCAGGAUCUGCAGCAGCAGCCGCAGGCUCAGCUGCAGCAAGCGGAACAGGAAACUAUUAUGGACCUGGUUAUGGACUUGGAUCUGGAUCUGGUUCAGGAGCAUCAGCAGCCGCAGCAUCUUCCGCCGCAGCAGGCGCAGGUGGUGUCGGCGAUGCAUACGACUACGGAUUAGAUUCUGGAGCAGCAGGAGCAGCAGCAGCUGCAGCCGCAUCUGCCGCAGGCGCUGGUAGUGCCGGAGGUGCCGGCGGAUUAAGAUACGGACACGGAUCUGGUGCCGGAUCAGGAGCUUCAGCAGCCGCAGCUGCUUCCGCCGCAGCAAGCGCUGGUGGUGCGGGCAAUGCAUACGACUACGGAUACGAUUCUAGAGCAGCAGGAGCAGCAGCAGCUGCAGCCGCAUCAGCCGCAGGUGCUGGUAGUGCAGGAGGUGCCCGCGGAUCAAGAUACGGACACAGAUCUGGUGCCGGUUCAGGAGCUUCAGCAGCCGCAGCAUCUUCCGCCGCAGCAGGCGCAGGUGGUGUAGGCGAUGCAUACGACUACGGAUUCGAUUCUGGAGCAGCAGGAGCAGCAGCAGCUGCAGCCGCAUCUGCCGCAGGCGCUGGUAGUGCCGGAGGUGCCCGCGGAUCAAGAUACGGACACAGAUCUGGUGCCGGUUCAGGAGCUUCAGCAGCCGCAGCAUCUUCCGCCGCAGCAGGCGCAGGUGGUGUAGGCGAUGCAUACGACUACGGAUUCGAUUCUGGAGCAGCAGGAGCAGCAGCAGCUGCAGCCACAUCUGCAACAGGCGCUAGUAGUGUCGGAGGUGCUUACGGAUCAAGAUACGGACACGGAUCUGGUGCCGGAUCAGGAGCUUCAGCAGCCGCAGCUGCUUCCGCCGCAGCAGGCGCAGGUGGUGCAGGCGAUGCAUACGACUACGGAUACGAUUCUGGAGCAG